AUGGUAACCAGGACAUCUAUUAGACUCCUAUACAGCAUUUUAUUUAUCCUGCAUGCCAGGGCCUUUAUUCACCCCAUUGAAAUCCGGGGAAAGCACUUUGUGGACUCCUUUACAGAGCAGCCAUUUUUCAUAAAGGGCCUAGACUACCAACCUGGGGGGUCUAGCAGAGUUGAUGGCAAACAAGACCCGCUCUCGGACCCCCAAAAAUGCGCGAGAGACAUCAUGUUGUUUCAGCAGCUAGGUAUCAACACGAUUAGAGUUUACUCGCUCAACCCCGAUUUGAACCACGAUGUGUGCAUGACGAUGUUGGCGGCGGCCGGCAUUUAUUUGUUUUUGGAUGUCAAUUCGCCGUUACAAAACCAGCAUUUGAAUCGCUACGAGCCUUGGUCGACUUACAGCGAGCCGUACUUGCAGCACGUGUUCAAGCUAAUAGAGCAGUUUAGCCAUUAUAAUAACACAUUGGGUUUCUUUGCGGGUAAUGAGGUUGUUAAUGAUGGGCGCUCUGCACAGACGUCGCCCCCCUACCUAAAGGCGUUGGUCGGGGAUAUGAAGCAGUACAUUGCUCGCCACUCGCCAAGACCUAUUCCUGUUGGUUAUUCUGCGGUGGACGAUUUGAAGUUCCGCGUAUCGCUUGCCCGGUACUUGGAAUGCUACGAUGCGAAUAAUAAGUUCAACGACGUCGACUUCUACGGCGUUAACUCCUACCAGUGGUGCGGCCAGCAGACGUUUCAGACCUCUGGUUAUGACAAGCUCGUGGAUGCAUACAGAGAAUACAGCAAGCCAGUCUUCUUUAGUGAGUUUGGCUGCAAUGAAGUUUUGCCUAGACAAUUCCAAGAAGUGGAGGCGCUAUACUCGAAGGAAAUGUACACCGUAUUUAGCGGCGGGUUGGUCUACGAGUUCAACCAGGAGGCUAAUAAUUAUGGCCUCGUUGACUCUGAUGCCGAGGGCAACAUCAAACUAUUGCCCGACUUCGACACGUUGAAGAAGGUGUAUGGGAAAGUCCAUAUGCCGACUGCUGAAGAUCUUCAACGGGGACUUGAGAAGGAUAGGGCCGCUGCUAUGGCAGUUUCUAGCAAGUCCAGGUGCGUGCAGCAGUAUGAUAAUUUGGAAAUUACAAUUGCUGUGCCAAACUUGGCCAACAGCAUGAUUCGUAAUGGAGUCCAAGUAGAGCCGGGUAGCUAUGUCGAUUUAAGCGAGGACAAGCUCCGGACCACUUACAAGAUAUUUGAUGUUAGCGGCAAAGAAAUCUUAAAGGGAUCGCGAGUGGAGGUUGUCGAAGUAUUCGAUGGAUCCAAUCUCGCCAAAAUGAGAAAGUUACGCCGUGCCAGGUACAGGAACGGCGCUGCUACCUCGUUCCCAACAUCCGCAAUAGUGUUAACAACUAUUGGUAUUAUCGAACUAUUGUUCCAGUUUUCGGUAAUAUAA
This is a messenger RNA of Eremothecium gossypii ATCC 10895, 1425 nucleotides long. RefSeq names its product 1,3-beta-glucanosyltransferase (gene GAS4). Gene Ontology annotation, cellular component: fungal-type cell wall; cytoplasm. NCBI's taxonomy places the organism in Eukaryota, Fungi, Ascomycota, Saccharomycetes, Saccharomycetales, Saccharomycetaceae. The transcript has a single exon. Gene Ontology annotation, molecular function: 1,3-beta-glucanosyltransferase activity. Bases 1 to 1425 code for a protein of 474 amino acids. Gene Ontology annotation, biological process: fungal-type cell wall (1->3)-beta-D-glucan biosynthetic process. The record is from RefSeq and is marked provisional.